This is a messenger RNA of Lodderomyces orthopsilosis Co 90-125, 1650 nucleotides long. It is a transcript of the gene SWC4, whose product is annotated as Swc4p. The record is from RefSeq and is a predicted model, not a curated record. Gene Ontology annotation, biological process: chromatin remodeling; negative regulation of transcription by RNA polymerase II; DNA repair. NCBI's taxonomy places the organism in Eukaryota, Fungi, Ascomycota, Pichiomycetes, Serinales, Debaryomycetaceae. Gene Ontology annotation, cellular component: Swr1 complex; NuA4 histone acetyltransferase complex. The coding region runs from base 1 to 1650 and encodes 549 amino acids. Gene Ontology annotation, molecular function: transcription corepressor activity. The transcript has a single exon.
AUGUCCGCAAACGACGUGUUAGAUGUGCUCGAAAUUCAGCGGGAUGAUUUCCCGGCUCGUAAAAAGCAGAAGAUGUCUCCCGCUGUACCAGAAGGACAACUGAAACCUCUCACAGGAAUGGCAAGAGAAUUGUAUAAUCUUGUGGGUCCCAAUACACCAUCUCUCGGGUUAACGCCAACUUCAAACACUAAGGAUAGGAAAGGGUUCAGACCAAGUCCAUGGACCAAGCUUAGCUUCAAAGCAAGAGAAGAUGGAAUUGAAUUGAAACACUGGGUUAAAGGAUCCGAAAGUUUACACCUGCUGGCUGAGGAGUCUCUGAAGCCCUAUUUUUUUGAAAAAUUCAGUGUUAAUAUAGAUAUUCCAGAGCUAGUUGAUGAAGAGACAUACGCGGAGAUUAUGAAAGAUAUAUUGGAUGAGAAGACUAAAGUUGAAGAGAAAAGUGGGCAAGAACAAACUUCAAGUAUGGAAAACAAUAAAGAGCCAUCCAAAGAGGACGAGAAGGGAUCUGCAAAGCCAAAAGAAAACACGAAUACAAAGGAGAAUAGCGCAGAUGAUAAUUUAAAUGGAAGUCCAGAAAUUGGGACCAAAGAUAAUACAUCAUCACAAAUUGAUACAGAAAGAUCCGCUGAGGAAUUUGAUGAUUCACCCCGUGCUAAGGAAUGGACUUACCAGGAAACUAAAACCUUAUUCGAGCUUUGCAAAUCAUUUGAGCUCAAGUGGCCAAUUAUUCAAGAUAGAUUUUCAAUCGGUGGAGUUACAACAGAAGAACUCAAAGAUCACUUUUAUAAUGUGUGUGAGAAAAUACUUUCUCGACAAGAAAUUAAGAAUCUGAACCUCAUAGAUUCUCUCAAGUCAUAUUCCAAGGAGAAGGAAAUUGAGAGGAAACAAUACCUCGAAAACCUUCUUCUUAGAACUCCAGCAGAAAUAGCAGAGGAAGAAUCAUUAGUCAUUGAAGCAAGAAGAUUCGAGUUGGCCGCAAAGAAGAUGCUCAUGGAAAGAUCUAAUUUGUUGGGGCUUUUGGAUUCCCCACAAUCCACCCAAAAUGUGGCCCAGUUCCAAUCAUCCCAAGGUAUUGCAAACUUGUACAACAAUCUUAUGAUUUACGAUAAACACCAAAAAAAGAAACAACAGCAGCAGAAGAUAGUCACACAAGAUCCUGUACCACCACCGAUACCAUUGGCCGCAUCAUCGUCUUACAAAAGAGAUCGCGGCUUUCAAACUCAACUACAGCAGUAUCUUUCAAGCUUAUUGAAACAAAACUAUCAUACCAACCCAGCAAUAAAACAGGAAACAAAUGCUAUUCAUCAGUUGUUAUUGAAGAGACUUACGCAAAAAGAAGAAGAAGCUUAUGGUUUAUAUUAUCAUGGUACAGAAAAGUUGACUCCUGGUGUCACAUUGAGAUCGCAGCAAAGGCUACUGGGAUUACAGCAAAAACAAUCGGUAUUGAAAAUGGCUACUUCACUUAUGCAAGAGCUAGACAUUCCCACUGCUGGCGGAAGCGCUGUCAAACCAAUCAUGCCUACACGAAAGACAAUGGCGAAAUAUGAUGAACUUUUGCGAACGGUGGUGACUUUAUUGGAUGUGAAGAGGGCAAAAGAUAAACUUGAAUCGGAGAUUUCUUUGAUCAAGAGUCAAAGAGGACUUCAGUAG